Molecule: messenger RNA, 3087 nt
Organism: Durusdinium trenchii
Lineage: Eukaryota; Dinophyceae; Suessiales; Symbiodiniaceae
Source: the annotation of a GenBank genome assembly
AUGACGCCUUCCCAAUUUGAUAUCUUGCUCCAAAGGCUUAUAGCGAUGGAAACACCAAAGGUGGUUGUCUUCUUGGUCAUCUUGGUUUGGCACCUGGAUAUCCCAAAGCCUCCUCAAGAAUAUCAGUUUCUAGAGUUUUAUGCGAGAGUAGGGCGAAUCGCGACCUUGGCCAAAUGGUGUGGCUUCGCCACUGCUGCUGUUGAUAUUCGGUAUGGUGCACACCGUCAAAGGGAGGGUAAACGGCGACCAAUGGAUAUCAACGGCAACGCUGGCCUCGUGCUUUGCAUUCAUCUACUUUUGACUUCACAGUGGGAGCAACUCGUGGCCUUCUUUGCAAUCGUUUGUUCGUCCUAUGUGCCAGUAAACAGGCACAGCACAGGGAGACCACUGUUGACUCCUCUGGGAAAUGAACAUUUUAUAGGAGUGAGGCGAUCCAACAAGAUGACCUCGAGGACUGUGAUAUUGAUAUGGAUCACUAUUCUCUCAGGAGGAACGUAUCUCAUGGAAAACCCUCAUGGGAGUUUUCUCGCCUUUCAUCCUCGGUACGUAUGGAUGCUUAAAAAGCUCGAGGCUGUUGGUAUUCUGACUUACAAAACCGCCUUUUGGAUGCGGAAAUAUGGCUCAAUCUCUUGGAAAAGAACAUGGGUGUGGGCAAACAGUCGCCGCAUUGGAUCCCUAGACUUGGGGCCGUUGACGGAGGAAGAAAAGGAAGGUUGUGAGGAAACAACUAUCCGUUAUGAGGAUGCCCAAGGCAAGAUCCGUUGGAAAGGUAAUUCCAACCUCAAGCUGACACGGCAAUACACCUUCAAAUUUGCUGGCACCGUGACCCGAUUGCUGCCAAAGAUCCGCGAGGACACCAGGUCUCAGAAGUUUCCUGCCAAGGAACUCAGGGAGGAAAUGAUCACCGCCACCGAUGGUACCACUCCUGAUGUGCCAAAGGAUGGGGCGUGUGAACUGGCUCGACCUGAUGCUUCGCUGGCAUCUGCAUUACAGGGAGCCUUAUUCGUGCCUUCUGAUGAGCCAUGUGUGGAAGACCCGUACCUUCCACCUGUGGAAGUUGAAGACCAGCCGUCUGAGAUGGGGCCCUUGGAUGAUCCAUACUUUGUGGGAGGUGUGGAUAACUCUACUGCUGAGGAGGUCAGCCAGGAAUGCCUUGACCCCAUGAUGCAGCAUAUCGCUUCACUUGGUUCCAAAUUACCUGAUGAGGUAAGGAGAGACAAGUAUGAGAAGCACAUCGAGCUUUUCUGGGUGGAAAAGAAAAUGGCUGGUCGGAAAAGGAAACGUGAGAUUUUUGAAGAGGAUGAAGAGCUUUCUGAGUCGGAAUAUGAUAAGCUUAAAAACGCAGAUAGCAACAUGCCGGACAACAUGGGCCUGGACACGGAUGAUACAGGCCACGGCUUCUACACUGCAAGAGCAUGGGAACGCCUUGCAGGAGGAGAUGAAGGGAACGUCCCAAUUAGCAAGCACCACUUUGAGGAAAACGGGGAAGUUGCAGACCUUGAGUAUUUGAGGGGCAGAGAUGUUCUCCACUACUUACUUCGAAGCUAUCCAUGGACUCUCCUUGGUGGCUUGGAUCCUGGAGAGGAGGCCCAAAACAUGCUAGACACUUUCUGGAGGCUUUACAGAAGGGAGCAUCCCACGCACCAGAUUUUCCAAUUGGCCGAUGAUAAUGACAGUGCUGUCAAUUUGAGAUUCUGUGUGCCUUUAAUGGUGCAUGGUGAUGGUGCUCGUACAUUGAAAAAACAGCCUCUUGAAGUAAUCAGUUUGCAUCCAGUUCUGGGCUUGGACACCGUGAAAAAGAAGAUUGAGGAUUCAGUUCAGUGCACAUGUUGGCCUAAACAAACCUAUGGUGGGUGUGACACAGCCCACCCGAUGGCCCAGAAACUGAACAGCAAGCACCUCACCUAUCUCACGCACUUCUUGUUGUGCGCGUUCCCCAGCAAGAAGUUCAAGAAGCUGCCUGGGCUUCUGCUGUCUGUGCUCGAGGCUAUCUCACAAGAUUUGGGGACACUUUCAGUACGUGGCAUCGUCCUUGGCAAUGAUGUCUAUCAUUUUGCCGUUCUGGGUAUGAUGGGGGACCUUGAGUACCACGCAAAGACAGGAGUGCUGACGCGUAGUUAUCAAAACGUUGGACACAAAAACUUCAUACCUUGCUGCCAUCUAUGUGCUGCUGGCAGUAUCAACCAUCCGUUUGAAGAUGUUAGAGAGCAAGCCAGCUGGAAGGGGACUCUGUUUCAUUCUCCUCCAUGGAACAACCCCCCACCAUUUCGAUAUAUAUUGUUUGAGGAUUGGUCUUCAGGUUUGGCAGCUAGAUGGUUCAGGCUGGACCCCUUCCACUUGUUUCGAUUGGGUGUUGCAAGAAACUUCAUAGCAUCUGCUGUCAUGUUGAUGGCCUCGGACGGCAUUUUCGACCUUGCUGCUGGGGAUUCCAAAUCGGUUGAUGCCAGGCUUGGUCGUGCAUGGGCACAGUUUUCCUUGUGGUGUGACACGCAUUCGGUCAGGGUUACAGGCAUUCGUGCAUUUACCCGUGAGAAGUUUCACGCUGCAACGAAAACAAGCUUUCCAUGGGUUGGCUGCAAGGGGGCUGAUUCCAUCAUUCUCCUCAAGUGGUUGAAGUGGUGCUCUGCGAUCAAUCUGGCGAGUUGCCCAGAUUCACAGGUGCUUGGCCAUAUCCACCAGGGAUGUGAGCAAAGCCUUGCUUUCCAGGGCAUACAUCGGCAUGGGAUUUGGCUUACAAAUUGUUGUCGUGCCAAGCUGCAGAAGAAUUGCCAGCAAUUUCUUGCCUCAUACGCUUGGCUUGCACACGUGUGUCUUCAACGUCGAUUGCAACUGUUUGCCCAGGUUCCUAAAAUACAUGGCAUGGCACAUGUUCAGCACCGGCUUUCUGUGUGUUCCCUGGAUGAAUUCUGCUGGAACCCUGCCAACGAUGACUGCUCCAUGUCAGAAGACUUUGUCGGCAGAAUAGCAAGACAAAGCCGAAGGGUUGGACACAAACACGUUGUUAGCAACACAAUUCAUGCAUACAAGGUCAAGUCAAAAAUGACACUCAUGCGUUUUCAUCGGAAGCGGAAGCUCAGCACUGGCUGA